GCCAUGAGGGCCGGCUCGUGGGUGCUGCUGGCGCUGCUCGCGCUGCUCCUUCCCGUCCGGGGCUCGGUGGCAGCGGCACACAAUGGGGAUCUUACAGUUAGACCCACAUGCAAGCCUGGCUUUUCAGAAGAAGACUACACAGCAUUCGUCUCCCAAAGCAUCAUGGAAGGGCAGAAGUUACUCAAAGUAAAAUUUAAUAACUGUGCCGGUAACAAGGGAGUUCAGUAUGAAACCAACAGCCUGGACUUCAAGGUGAGGGCGGAUGGGACCAUGUAUGCUGCCCACCAGGUGCAAAUGCUCUUGAAGCAGCGGAUCCUGAUGGUGACCGCAUGGGAUCCACAGACCCUGGGCAGAUGGGAUGCGAUUGUCAGGCUUCUGGUGGCAGAGAAGUCACAGCACAAUGGACACAAGCCAAAAGGAAGGAAGACCGUGCCUGGAGAACCAGCGCAGCAGCAAAGCGACACUCUGCUCCCCUGGCGCCAGCAUCAGAGCUCGAAUGGCCUGCGGCGGCAGAAGCGAGACUGGGUCAUCCCACCCAUCAAUGUGCCGGAGAACUCCAGGGGACCCUUCCCGCAGCAGCUGGUUCGGAUUCGUUCCGAUAAGGACAAAGAGAUCCAUAUCAGAUACAGCAUCACUGGAGUGGGAGCCGACCAGCCACCAAUGGAAGUCUUCAGCAUUGACCCUGUGUCUGGCAGGAUGUAUGUGACUCGCCCGAUGGACAGAGAAGAAAGAGCUUCCUACCAUCUCCGGGCUCAUGCGGUGGAUAUGAAUGGAAACAAGGUGGAGAAUCCUAUUGACCUGUACAUCUAUGUGAUUGAUAUGAAUGACAACAGACCAGAGUUUAUAAACCAAGUCUAUAAUGGAUCUGUUGAUGAAGGCUCUAAACCAGGUACCUACGUGAUGACGGUGACAGCAAAUGAUGCAGAUGACAGUACUACAGCAAACGGGAUGGUAAGAUACCGCAUUGUGACGCAGACCCCACAGAGCCCAUCGCAAAAUAUGUUUACAAUUAACAGCGAGACGGGCGACAUUGUCACUGUGGCUGCUGGGCUUGACAGAGAGAAAGUUCAGCAGUAUAUAGUCAUUGUUCAAGCCACAGAUAUGGAAGGAAAUCUUAACUACGGUCUCUCAAACACAGCAACAGCAAUCAUUACAGUGACAGAUGUGAAUGACAACCCACCCGAAUUCACUACAAGCACUUAUUCAGGAGAAGUUCCUGAGAACAGAGUGGAGGUGGUGGUGGCAAAUCUGACAGUGAUGGACCGGGACCAGCCUCACUCCCCCAACUGGAAUGCCAUCUACCGCAUCAUCAGCGGAGACCCCUCGGGCCAUUUCACUAUCCGGACAGACCCAGUCACCAACGAAGGCAUGGUAACCGUUGUGAAGGCAGUCGAUUACGAGAUGAACAGAGCUUUCAUGCUGACAGUGAUGGUAUCAAACCAAGCUCCCCUGGCCAGUGGCAUCCAGAUGUCCUUCCAGUCGACCGCAGGAGUCACCAUUUCAGUCACAGAUGUCAACGAAGCACCGUAUUUCCCAACGAACCACAAGCUGAUCAGGCUGGAGGAGGGGGUGCCUACGGGGACGGUCCUGACAACGUUUUCAGCAGUGGAUCCUGAUCGCUUCAUGCAGCAGGCAGUAAGAUACUCUAAGCUGUCAGAUCCUGCAAACUGGCUGAACAUUAAUGCCACAAAUGGUCAGAUCACUACUGCUGCUGUCCUUGAUCGAGAGUCAGACUACAUUAAGAAUAAUGUCUACGAGGCCACAUUCUUGGCGGCUGACAACGGUAUACCCCCCGCAAGCGGCACUGGCACUCUGCAGAUCUACCUAAUCGACAUCAACGAUAAUGCUCCUGAGCUCCUGCCAAAAGAGGCACAGAUCUGUGAAAAGCCAAACCUGAAUGUCAUCAACAUAACAGCCGCGGAUGCUGACAUCGAUCCAAACGUCGGGCCCUUUGUCUUCGAGCUGCCAAGUGUGCCAUCUGCGGUGAGGAAGAACUGGACCAUAACACGGCUGAAUGGCGAUUAUGCCCAGCUCAGUUUACGAAUCACAUACCUGGAAGCAGGUGUGUAUGACGUGCCAAUCAUUGUGACGGACUCGGGAAACCCCCCCUUGUACAACACGUCCAUCAUCAAAGUGAAGGUGUGCCCGUGCGACGAGAACGGUGACUGCACCACCAUUGGGGCAGUGGCUGCAGCAGGGCUGGGCACAGGUGCCAUCAUUGCCAUCUUGAUCUGCAUCAUUAUUUUACUCACCAUGGUUCUGCUGUUCGUGGUGUGGAUGAAGCGCCGGGAGAAGGAGCGCCACACCAAGCAGCUCCUGAUUGACCCCGAGGACGAUGUCAGGGACAAUAUCCUGAAGUACGAUGAAGAAGGAGGUGGAGAAGAAGACCAGGAUUAUGAUUUAAGCCAGCUCCAGCAGCCAGAGACCAUGGAUCAUGUUCUGAACAAGACACCUGGAGUCAGAAGGGUGGAUGAAAGACCUAUUGGUGCUGAACCGCAGUAUCCUAUAAGACCAGUAAUCCCACAUCCAGGGGAUAUUGGUGACUUUAUUAAUGAGGGUCUGCGGGCGGCUGACAAUGACCCCACAGCACCUCCUUAUGAUUCCCUGCUGGUGUUUGACUACGAGGGCAGUGGCUCCACUGCCGGCUCCGUCAGCUCCCUGAACUCCUCUAGCUCCGGGGACCAGGACUACGACUACCUUAACGACUGGGGGCCCAGGUUCAAGAAACUGGCAGACAUGUACGGGGGAGGCGAGGAAGAUUAAACUGACCUCACGUUAUUUAAAAACAAAUAUAAGAAGAAGACAGAAAAGAAUAUUAAGAAAAAAAAAAGAAAAAAACAUAGAAAAAACAAACCCACAGACGACAACAUUAACAAAAAGAGCCGAUGCAGAAGCAAGAACUGUACAGAUGUGGCAGCUUUUUUAAUUAAUAUCCCCUGCUGACUGUGUUGUUAUUUUUAGUGGUGACAUAGGAGGUUUCUUUUCUUUUUUUCCCCUUUUUUUUUUUUCCUUUCCAAUGUUAUUUUUUAGAAUAUUGAGCUGUCUCGCAUGAACACUUGUCUCUGCUGCAGGUUUUUUUUGUUCUUUUGGUUUGGUUUUUUAAUGUCAGCUGGGAUAUUGCUCGUUUACCUGCUUUAUGACUAAAGAGAGUGAAAGGCACUCUGUCUUAACUUGAAUUUCUUAGAACAGAAGCACUGUUUUUAAAAUAUAUAUAUAUAUAUAUAUUUGAAAGUGCCUUUUGGUGCAUGUAUCAGAUUCCCUUCAAUCUCAGGAGUGAUGAAAACAAACAUACAACCAUCCUGGGCAGCACUCCCUGUGACCUUAAGCCAGUUCUAGCUGGGAAGGAUUUAACAGAAAGGAACUCUGGAGAUUGGUUUUUGUUUUUGUUUUUGUUCCUUUUUUUUUCCUCUUUUUUUUCUUUUUUUGCCUCUUUUUUGGAGGGGGUGACUCGUUCUGGGUGGAAACGGAUGGGGGGUUCGGGGAGGGGGAAGAUGUUUUGAGUCAAAACCUGAACAGCCAUCUUUAAGCCUCAGCAGGUGGUGAACUAGUCAUCAUGUUGUAUAUAAUUCAGUGUUAUCAGAUGCAAAAUACCGACUGGGGGCUCUGUCGUCACCUGGUCACACUCAAUGUAGCUGCAUAGAACUAUAGCGUUGAUAAAGCCUUUGGUUAUUGCAACAGAAAUUUCCGACAGCCCUUGCCUAAACCCUACAAAGUAAAUCGUGACAUGACCAAAGGCCCAGUUGUUUGUUUUUAUGCUAUCGGUGUGUGUUGGCUCCCAUGACCUCUGGAGUGAUGUAAAUACCAGCUGGGUUAGGUGGUGGUGUCCUGCAACCCCAGGGAUUCCUGCUAGCAGGAAAGCCAAUGCUGUUUUCCUGGUGGAAGCAGGGGUUUGUGCAGUGGCUCUGCUCGAGGCUGAGGCAGCGCAAAGGGCAGGAGCAGUUUAUCAGCACUUUUGCCAUCCGUAAGUAUGAAGUUAGUCUAGUAUAAUAUUAAUGCCUUGGAGCAUUAGUAGCCAAAGCUCAAGAAUAUCGUGUAACUCAGCUAAUGUGUGUCCUUUCUAUUCAAUGGGUAGGUGCUGCUAUCUGUAGUAAAUGUGUUUUUUUGGAGGAGAAGUGCAACGAGGGCCUAUUAAGUACCUUGUGGUUAAUAUGCUCAAGCAUUGCCAAGUAAGCAAGAGGUUUUGCAGCAUCCAGGCAUAAUUCAACAUCAGUAUUAUAAAUGGUAGCAUACUACCUAGUUUAUAUGUAGGGUCAGUUUAACCAAUAACGAAUAGUUAUUAGCUUUUUUAUUACAUUUUUCCUUUACUGAUUUGGACUAGUGGGUUUAUGUCUAAUGUUUGUAAAAUGAUUUAGACUGCAUGGAUGUGUAAUAUAAACCACAUUUAAUGGAUUAUGAGCCACUUAAUUAAUGUGCUAUGAAAUCUUGGAUUACCUGUGUUUUAUAUUCUGCAGACGAUUUUGCAGUGGGUUCGCUAAAACUUGUAAAAGUGCUUAGAUAUAUUUUCAUUUAAAUCCAAGAAUGUGCACAAUAUUGGAAGGUGAUUAUCCAGGGGAUAAUCAUGCUUUUUUUUGAUAUCUCUAUUAAUUCUCAAGUUGAAUGCUAAGAGUUUAAAGGGGGGUGGGAGGGAAGUGAGAAUGAGAGGACGAGAGCUUGCGGUGAUGAGUGGACGUCGUUUCAGAGGGUAUACUAGGCUGCAAGAUCGUCUCUAUAGAUUUUUGAAAUGCUCCUGGUGCAUUUUAUAUUUCAUUGUAUCAUAUUUUCUAUAAAAUGCAAUUUCUGUAAAUUAAUGAGCAUUUGAAAUGUGUCUUGUAUGAAGUGGAAUGUGGUAAAAGUCUGCCCGAGGGGACUCCAACAUUACCGGUAUGUAAAUAACUACCAAGGAUGCGAUCCUUCUUUUUGUCCUGGUCGGUCAGUCAAUGGGACAGUUUGUCCUUUCAGAACUCUCUCAUCCAAGUUCUUGAGGAAGCAGGAGGUGAUGGCUUGGGCCUCAGGAGAGGGAUGGCGCUGAUGGCAGCAGCAAGGCAAGGAUAUUGUGCCACACAGCACGUGCCUCAGCCAGGAUGAAGUGCAGUGCCUGGUAAACUGCCGGCACCUGAUGCCUUCCCAAAUUCCUGUUCCAUAGUUGAGAACUCAGUUGCUUGUGUGACCAUUAUGAAAGUCUUAGUUUGCUUCUGCCACGUUCUGUCCACCUCCUCCUGGCCACCCUCAGCAAACUUCACAGCCCUUGUCCUCAGCCGGCUGGCGUGGGUGGGCUGCAUUGCCUUGAGCCACUGCUGUCUACCUACGGGCAGGCUUGAUUCUUCCCCUUUCUUUCCGAAAAGCCACAGGCUGGAGUAUUUCACCAUCUGGGCUUUGCACCCCCACAGAAGCUGCCCGGUCACAGCAGACGUAGUGAAUAAUAAAAACGCACUUAGUGUUUCUUGCUGAUGACUACC
Molecule: messenger RNA, 5435 nt
Organism: Pezoporus flaviventris
Lineage: Eukaryota; Metazoa; Chordata; Aves; Psittaciformes; Psittacidae
Gene: CDH4
Product: cadherin 4
Exons: 16
Coding region: 4-2763 (919 amino acids)
Biological process (GO): homophilic cell-cell adhesion; cell morphogenesis; calcium-dependent cell-cell adhesion
Cellular component (GO): plasma membrane; adherens junction; catenin complex
Molecular function (GO): calcium ion binding; cadherin binding
Source: RefSeq, a predicted model, not a curated record